Molecule: messenger RNA, 1191 nt
Organism: Naegleria lovaniensis
Lineage: Eukaryota; Heterolobosea; Eutetramitea; Acrasida; Naegleriidae
Exons: 2
Coding region: 1-1191 (396 amino acids)
Source: RefSeq, a predicted model, not a curated record
AUGAAUAUUGUAUUUCCUAAAAUUGUUUCCUCAACUGCUGUGAUGAGUGGGUUGUUAAACUCUAACACUACAGAUCAAUCAAUUUCUUCCAAUGAAGGCAUUCGAAGAAUAGUUGGAAGUGAAAGAGAAAUGUUUGAUAAAAUUAAUCCUGAAACUCUUCAAGUUGAAAAAUACAAUGUGUUGUCCGAUAGAUCAAUUUAUUCGAAAAGACCUAAUCACAACAAUAGAUUUCAAAAAGACCACGAUGACUUGAUGGACUUAGAAUGGAGAAGAAAUAGAGAAUUGGAACAAGAUGUACAAAAAAAAGAAUCGUUCAAAAAAAGAAUGACAGAAAUUACAGGAAAAGAAAAUAAGAAAAUUAAUGAACCUGCUCAAAAAGCUCCCCCUUCAAAUAACAAAAACCAAACAGGCUUAUUAGAUACCUAUCUCGUAAAGACGGAUGAAACAGAGAAUAUACCAACGACUCGAAGAGUGAAAGCUUCAACAAUUUCUGGAAUUUCAAAUGCGACCAACGUCACACAAUUAUAUUCCACACUUCUUCCAGAGUUAAGAAAUGAAUUGAGAAGAAAAGGAUUAAGACAAGUUGGUUUCAUUCGAUUCAAUACUAACACAAUCACUUCAGAUGAUGCCCUUACAAAAUUGAGACAAUCUACCAAAGACACUCAUAAUCCAUUUAAUCCAAUGGCAUUCGAAGAUCCAUCUCUAAGAAUACUUGCACCUAAACAAUGGCAAGGUACUCUUCCAACUCCUGCAAAAGAUGAUAUUAUUCAAAGUGCUAUUACAGGUUUACAAACACACUUUUCACUAAGCUCAAAUUUCAUCAAACAAGGAGAAACAAUUGAAUAUAAUUUCUCCGUUACAAGACAACAUCAAGAUCACUCAGCACAUGGGCCUCAAUCAAAUCUUGCAUUGAGAUCUAUUUCCCUUCAACUUGUCACUUCACUUUCACAGGUUGAGAAAUCAAGAACUCUUUUACAAACAAAGAAGACAUUUCAAUUUGAAGAGUUUACCCAAAAUGAACAGAACAUGAUUUUCACACAACAACAGCCACUCAACAUUCAGACUACAUCUCUUGAACCUGGAACUUAUCAAUUAUUUGCACAAGUGCUUUUGUUUUUACCAAAUUCUGCAACCUCUACAAUAUUGUCAUCACAUGGCCCUUAUGAAGUUUAUAUCAUUCCAAAAGAUUGA